AUGAGAUACACAACAGCACUCGCUAUCCUUCAAGUAACUUCAGCUUGGGGAAUUAAAGAUGUUCUUUUGCAAAAGAAAGCAGAUGAAACAGCAAAUGGAAUUGCUGGAACAGUUACCAAUGCAGUAGGAGGUGCUUUGGACACUGCCACUAGCGGAGCAGCUUCUGUUGCUGGUGCAGGUGCCAGUGGUGCCACUUCUGUUGCUGGUGCAGGUGUUAGCGGAGCCACUUCUGUAGGUGCUGCAGGUGCAAGUGGUGCUACUUCUGUUGCUGGCGCUGGCGCUAGUGGUGCAACCUCAGUUGGGGCUGCAGGUGCAAGCGGCGCAGCAUCAGUUGCUGGUGUAGGUGGUGACGAGACUGCCACAGAGGAUGGUGCUGGCUCAGAAGAAACAGAAGAAGGCGCUACUGGAACUGAAGGUGGCGCUGGUGCUUUGGAAACUGAAGAAGACGCUACUGGAACUGAGGAUGGUUCAGGCGCUUUGGAAACUGAAGAUGACUCAACUGCUACAGAAGAAGGUUCUGAAGAAACAAGUGGAAGUGGAAGUGGAAGUGGUGGUAUAAUUGGCGGUGGAAGUGGCUCUAGCAACUCUACUGGUUCUGGAGGUGCUGGUGGAAGCAGUGGAAGUGGAAGCAGUGGUAGUGGCAGCAGUGGAAGUGGUAGCAGUGGAAGUGGCAGCAGUGGAAGUACCAGUGGUAGCAGUGGUAGUGGCAGCAGUACUUCUGGUGGAAGUUCAGGUUCCGACUCCACUAGUGGAGACUCUGGAGCUGCAUACUUGGGCACUGGUGCCUUGGCUUAUGUUGCAGCUAUUGCAUUGCUUUAG
Lodderomyces elongisporus is the source of this 819-nucleotide messenger RNA. RefSeq names its product Pga23p (gene PGA23). Bases 1 to 819 code for a protein of 272 amino acids. Lineage: Eukaryota; Fungi; Ascomycota; Pichiomycetes; Serinales; Debaryomycetaceae. The record is from RefSeq and is a predicted model, not a curated record. The transcript has a single exon.